CUCUUUGAAUUGAGAUGGACUGGUAGUAAUCGUCCAAGGUGGAUAAUCACUAUAUUCGCCAGUCGGCAUUACCAACAGCUACCUCAUCACACGACAUGCUCACUUUGCCAAGCGGAAGGAAGGCCCGAAUGGGUUUCAGGACCAGACCCACCUAUAACGAGGUCCCUAAGACCCCCAAGACGCCUCCCCCACCUUCGCUCCCCGAGCCCCCUCUACCACUGACAGUGGACUCGGUGCGACGGAAGGUCCUUCUUGCUCUACACGAUGUCCAACGUCAGCUCAUAGCCUUUCGUAAAACCUGGCUGAGGAAGUUGGAUACGGAUGCCUCCCCCAAAUGGCUGGAUUUCUACAAUCUAUUACUCUUUAAGUGUUCCUUAAAAACUGAUACCAAAACGGGCACGUUAAGUGUGGAGCAGUUCGCUAAUAUUCUGUACACAGAGAACCACGACAAUGAAAAAAUCCAACAACAAUUUGGAACUGAUCCGACUUUAGAAGAGCUGAAACAAACGUGUAACAGAGAUUCCGCAUUUCGUGAUUUCAGAACGCGGAUUCAAAAGAAGAUGAAGGACUCCGUGUUCUUUCAUUUAGAAAAAUGUUGCGUUAGUUUUGUCGAGGAAACGCACAGCUCGGACCUGUCGCCGGUCAAAGAAUACGAGGACGAAAUUGUCGCCUUCAAAGUCAAAUUUCACGAAACUCUUGAACAUGUGGACGCACUGAACAAAGAAUUAGAAGAGCUCCGUGCCUCCAUGCCGCUACUGCUGGAGGAAUAUGAUAAAGUUGCCCAUUACAUGGAGGGGACGAUAGAAGAAUUUCUGAACAUAUGCCAUCCCGCGAGACGACUCCUCGAGUCAGACGAAGGCUACUCCAGAAGGUUGCAAAACGAAAUCAUUCGUCUAAACUAUGAACGCUUGCGUUUUAAAGAGGAAAUCAAGCACAUAAAUAACCGCAAAGACACUGUUACAAUCAGGGCGACCAGGCGUUCGUACUCCGCAAAGCAGGCAGAAAUAAAGGUGCAAGAAAAACUGGAAGAGCAGACGACGUUUCGCAGACGACAGCUGACAGCACGGGAAAAUUUCGGAAGGCUGGAUAAUUCACUGUUGAAAAAGAAAAGAAAAUUACAAGAUUUACAAAGACAGAUUAAAGAUUAUAGGGCCAUGAUGCCGCCGAAUUCCCCAGUGUUGCGAGAGGCCAUGAAAGCAGAGAAAAUCACGUACGAAGAAGUGCAGAGCCUCCAGCGAAGAAUGGACAAAUUAAAUGGAGAAGUUAACGCGCUGAAAAACGAAAAGCUAGGCUCGUAUGUCCAACUGUUCGAAUUGGAGAGACAGUCUCAACAGCAUCGCAGUUCAGAAAAAGCUGCAUUUACCAUACUAGGCAGGCACAAACGGACCCUUAGUCAAGUACGUAGCGACCUGAAAGAUAAUGAAAGAAAAUUGCGGAUUUUACUGAAAAUAAAGGAACUCAAACAUCAACCUGAGAGCAUGGAGAAAAUGUACAAGAGACCCGAAAAAGGGGAGACCAUUGAAAUGAAAGCGUAUGACUACGUCCACGAAGCGAUCAAGUUUGUGGCUGCCGAGAUAGGUCAGGAGUGGCCGGAGCUGUAUAUGGACCUCCCCUUCAGUCCACGCAGGGACUUUCACUGCAAGGCGAGGGAUAUUGAAGUAAUAGACGCAAACACAUACGGCGUCACAGUCGGCUGGCAGGAAAAAGCCAUUAAGUCUUUGGAAAGAUGGAGACGGUUUAGCCGCCUGGCAGACGUCAACGAACUGAUUUUGACUCUGAAAAGACUCAAGAAAAUGGAUCUUGUUCGGAGACUGGAAACCCACAUGCUUAAAAUCAGUGUCAAUGGACUUUAAGAUAAAUAAUGUUUUCUAUACUGUGAAAAGGUAUGGAGUUAUGCAAAAACACGAUCGACUGUUGUCGAGUUACAUUUUUCAUUGUACAACCUCUUUAAGGCUUUUUUUUUUUGUUACGCUUAACACAAUGCAUUUCCCAAACCUUCUUGCAAACAGAUAUAAUGAUUAAUUUAGUGAUGCAAGAGAUUGCAGAAAAUUUUAAUUUGGUUUAGGUUUUUUUGGUCGUAUGGUGCUUUCAGUAUUUGAUAAAUGCAACAAGAGGUUGAGUCACACUUUGAUGUGCCACUGGGAACAACUUGUACUAUAACAGUGAAAUAUCUUUGAAAUAUAAUGAAUAUUAUUGCGAAAUUUUGGUUUGUAGCUAGGUGUUUUUUCCUAUACAGAAGAUAACAGCACCAUUGAGUCUUGUUAGAUAUGGGGUCUGAUAGCCAAACCUUGAAAAUGCUAAUGUAAAAAAUUAUCGUAAAAACUGC
Lingula anatina is the source of this 2326-nucleotide messenger RNA. RefSeq lists its product as uncharacterized. Lineage: Eukaryota; Metazoa; Brachiopoda; Lingulata; Lingulida; Lingulidae. The record is from RefSeq and is a predicted model, not a curated record. Gene Ontology annotation, biological process: signal transduction. Gene Ontology annotation, molecular function: protein binding.